This is a messenger RNA of Helianthus annuus (common sunflower), 630 nucleotides long. RefSeq lists its product as uncharacterized. The coding region runs from base 82 to 630 and encodes 182 amino acids. The transcript has 3 exons. NCBI's taxonomy places the organism in Eukaryota, Viridiplantae, Streptophyta, Magnoliopsida, Asterales, Asteraceae. The record is from RefSeq and is a predicted model, not a curated record.
GAUAUGUCAUUUUGGAUAAGCACAAUAUUGGUUAUCAUUUUUGAAUCAAAUGGUUAAAGUUUAUAGUUAUGCUGGUAAUAUAUGCAGAGUGCUGAAUUCACCUGUCGUGUUGAAGUCAAACACAUACGCAAUAGCCAAGAGUGGUUCAAGCUGACAUGUGGCGGUGGGAAUUGCAUGAAAGGUGUGGGGCGUGAAGACAACGAUAUGUGGUGUGAUGGGUGCGAAAACCCCGUUGUCUUCCCGAGAGGAAGGCUAGAACUCGAGGUGUUUGACUCAACAGCCGAAGCUGUCGUUGUCUGCUUUGAUGACACCGCCCAACGCUUGACAAAGACCACUGCUCAUAGUAUACUCACAGCAGAGUGUGGCCUGUCACGCGUCUACAGCCUUUAUUCCACUGACAUACAGGAUAAGUUCACUCCGGUGAUGGUAAGGAACGCUGAUGGAAGCAUUUCAACACUGCCGAAUUAUUUCACUGCAGUCAGUUGGCUGGUGAUGGGAUUGGGGAUGACGGUGGCAUGCGUGGUUGUUGCUGUUGGUGGUGAUAGUUGCUGUUUGAGGUUUAGUUUAAAGGGUUUUGGUGGUGGAGAGAAACAAGUAAGAAGGGUGGAAAGUGACCCACAAACUUCUUGA